GGAAGGAGUGCGGGUGGCGGCGGAAGAGGGCGAAGGAGGAGCAGGAGGGCGGCCGGCGGCAAGAUGUGGCGGGCGCCGGCGGGAGCGGCGGCCUGCGUCAUCUGUCGAAACCUCACAAAUGGGGUCCAUGGAGCGAGAGGGAAGCCGCUGCUGCAGAAACUGCACCUCGUUUCCCGGAAUAUCCACCAUUCCCGCCACCCCGUGUCCAGAUUUCAGAGGCCCCCAUUGCGGAGCUCAACGCAGCCCUUCUCCUCCCUCAACCGCCUCCCUUUGCACGGCUCCCGGCUCCUCGUGAAGUAUGGCUCCCCGCCCCACAGGACCUUCUGGCUGGGCAGAGUGGCCGCAAGGCUCCUGAAGCUGCGAUACAUCCUCCUCGGCUCCGCCGUGGGAGGGGGCUACACAGCCAAAAAGACAUAUGAACAGUGGAAGGACAUGCUGCCCGAUCUUGGCGAGUACAAGUGGAUUGUGCCCGACUUUAUCUGGGACCUUGACGAAUACGUAGACUUUGAAAAACUCAAGAACGCCCUCCCUGACUCGGAAGACCUGGCUAAGCUGAUGCCUGACUUCGACAAGAUCGGAGAGAGCUUCAGUUCCCUGACGGGCCUUUUCACGCCAGGUCACAAUUGGGUUAGUGAAGUCAUAGGAGCUUCUGGUCUACUUCUCUUGUUGGGUUCUCCUGGGGACACGGCCUUCCGAGCCACAGACCAAGGGAGCGAGCACGAGAAGCAGUUCAAGAAGGGCCUCCUGGGAGAACUCAUUUUCUUGCAGCAGCAAAUCCAGCAGCACGAAGAGGAGACCUCGCGCAGGGACCAGUUCGGCUCCUCCCAGCAGCAGCAGCAGCAGCAGAAGCGAAAGGUUUCCGACAAAGAGAAGGUGGACCAGCUGCAGGAAGAACUGCUGCGCACUCAGUUGAAAUACCAGCGGAUGCUGGAGCGUUUGGAGAAGGAGAACAAGGAGCUGCGGAAGAUCGUCCUGCAGCGGGACGACAAGGGCAUCCACCAGAGGAAGCUGAAGAAGUCCCUGAUUGACAUGUAUUCAGAAGUCCUGGACACUCUCUCGGAUUACGACGCCAGCUACAACACUCACGACCAUUUGCCGCGGGUGGUGGUGGUUGGGGACCAGAGUGCCGGGAAGACCAGCGUCCUGGAGAUGAUCGCCCAGGCCCGAAUUUUUCCACGCGGCUCCGGAGAGAUGAUGACCCGCUCCCCCGUGAAGGUCACCCUGAGCGAAGGCCCUCACCACGUGGCCCUCUUCAAGGACAGCUCCCGGGAGUUUGACCUCACCAAGGAGGAGGACCUGGCAGCCCUGAGGCACGAGAUAGAGAUCCGGAUGCGGAAGAGCGUGAGCGAAGGCUGCACCGUCAGCUCAGAGACCAUCUCCCUCAGCGUUAAAGGGCCGGGCCUCCAGAGGAUGGUGCUGGUGGACCUGCCAGGCGUCAUCAGCACGGUGACUUCGGGGAUGGCUCCCGACACGAAGGAGACCAUCUUCAGCAUCAGCAAGGCCUACAUGCAGAACCCCAACGCCAUCAUUCUCUGCAUCCAAGAUGGAUCGGUGGAUGCGGAGCGCAGCAUCGUCACAGACCUGGUCAGCCAGAUGGACCCUCAGGGCAAGAGGACCAUCUUUGUCUUGACCAAAGUGGACCUUGCCGAGAAGAACGUGGCCAGUCCCAGCAGGAUCCAGCAGAUCAUUGAAGGCAAGCUCUUCCCCAUGAAGGCUCUCGGCUAUUUUGCAGUCGUCACAGGAAAAGGAAACAGCUCAGAGAGCAUUGAAUCUAUUCGAGAGUACGAAGAGGAGUUUUUCCAGAACUCCAAACUGCUGAAGAACUGCAUGCUGAAGGCCCACCAAGUGACCACCCGGAACCUGAGCCUGGCCGUCUCCGACUGCUUCUGGAAGAUGGUCCGGGAGUCUGUGGAGCAGCAGGCCGACGCCUUCAAAGCGACCCGCUUUAACUUAGAGACGGAAUGGAAGAACAACUAUCCCCGUUUGCGGGAACUGGACCGGAACGAAUUGUUCGAAAAGGCCAAGAACGAGAUCCUUGACGAAGUCAUAAGCUUGAGCCAGGUGACGCCCAAGCACUGGGAGGACAUGCUGCAGCGGUCUCUGUGGGAGAAGGUCUCCACGCACGUGAUAGAAAACAUCUACCUUCCGGCCGCACAGACCAUGAACUCAGGGACCUUCAACACCACCGUGGACAUCAAGCUCAAGCAGUGGACGGACAAGCAGCUGCCCAACAAGGCUGUGGAGGUGGCCUGGGGGACGCUGCAGGAGGAGUUCUCCCGCUUCAUGACGGAGGAGAAGUGCAAGGAGCACGACGACAUCUUCGACAAGCUCAAGCAGGCGGUCAAGGAGGAGAGCAUCAAGCGGCACAAGUGGAACGAGGGGGCCGAGGACAGCCUGAGAGUGAUCCAGCACAACGCCUUGGAGGACCGCUCCAUUUCGGACAAACAGCAGUGGGACGCGGCCAUCCAGUUCAUGGAGGAGACGCUGCAGAGUCGCCUGAAGGACACGGAAUCCGUCAUUGAGGACAUGGUGGGCCCGGACUGGAAGAAGAGGUGGCUCUACUGGGUGGGGCGCUCCAAGGAGCAGAGCAUCCGCAAUGAGACGAAGAACGAGCUGGAGAAGAUGAUGAAGUGCAACGAUGAGCACCCGGCCUACCUGGCCAACGACGAGGUGACCACUGUCCGGAAGAACCUGGAGGCCCGAGGGGUGGCCGUCGACCCCUGCUUGAUUAAAGACACCUGGCACCAGGUGUACAGGCGGCACUUCCUGAAGAAGGCCUUGGGGCACUGCAAUCUCUGCCGGAGGGGCUUCUAUUACUACCAGCGGCACUUUGUGGACUCCGAGCUGGAGUGCAAUGAUGUGGUUCUCUUCUGGCGCAUCCAGCGCAUGCUGGCCAUCACCGCCAACACCUUGAGGCAGCAGCUGACCAACACAGAAGUGCGGCGCCUGGAGAAGAACGUGAAGGAAGUUCUGGAAGACUUUGCGGAGGAUUGUGAGAAGAAGAUGAAGCUUCUGACCGGGAAAAGGGUCCAGCUGGCCGAGGACCUGAAAAAAGUCCGGGAGAUCCAGGAGAAACUUGAAGCCUUCAUUGAGGCCCUCCAUCAAGAGGAGAAGUAGGCGGCGGGCGCAGUUGGGCCUCUUCAGCCAGGACAAAGCCCCCUCCAGAUCACGCGCGGCCCCCACCUGAGCAAGCGGAGCCCUCCUUCUCUUCCCCCCCCCCCCCCCCCCAAUUUCUGUCUCCCACGACUGUCUCAAACGCCGUGUCCCACCUGCAAGAUGCCUCGCUGUUGGUUGAGUGAUGAGAACGGCCCUCCCUGGCGCCCAAGCCCAGUCCCUUCGCCUGGGAGGGAGGAGCUGCGGAGCCCUCCACGUUGGCCUUGGCUGGCUGCUCAUUGCAGCUUUUUGUCUCUUUCCUCGAGAGGAAGGGCGCUUUCGGCCUGCAACUCUGCUUUUGAGGCUCCUCCUCAAGCGGUUUUGGCCAAACUUGGCUGGGCUCCGUUGUGUCCAAAGGAAAAAGACCCGGGGAGCAUCAAAUAAAAAAAUGAAUCUUUGUACAGAGAUAUAUAUAUAUUGGUGACGCCACCAAAGCAUCCUUGUUUGAGUGUGCAAAGCAGUGUGCUCGUGUGCUCCCAAGUGGCAAAACAAAGUGCUUUAAGUAUUGGUUGAGAAACAACGUCUUGGAGAAGAAUGGAUGGACCCGGUUGAGGCAUUUCAGAGAAGUCUAGCUGGGAAGGUUGGAGAGUGUUUCCAGCCUGUUUCCGGGUUUGUGGCUCUCGUGCAGUGAACGCCGUGCCUCCCGCUCUCCGUUUGCCUGCAGUUCUUGUCUUCUGUCAAACACAUUUCAAGUUCCCUUCCUUGUGCUUGCCACUCAUUGUGAGCACGAUGCCUGGAGAAGCGUCUGGCCUGAGUGAUAGGAAUCCAUGUGGGGCCCCCAACUUCAGAGGGAGAAGGGGGCGACCCCCCAAAAGCCUUCCCUUGGUCAAACUCUGUCCUCUUGGUGCAGUGCCUGCAAGAGAGGAUGGCUUGCUCCCACGUUCCUCCUUCCAACCAGCCACACCUUCGCCCCUUUGGGUGCAAUGGAGGGAGUGCCAGUGUGGGAGACCCCCACUUCAGCCCCCCCCCCCCCCAAAAAAAAACACUAGUCCUGUGCUGAUGGCCUCUUCCUCUCCACUGCCAGUUCCUCCCUUGAUGCAUGUCAUGGGGAGAGUGAAUCCUCUCCCUUCCCAAGUUGACCUAACUCUCCCUUCCUCCCCCCCGCCCUGAGACCCCCACUCUCCCCCCCCGCCGCCUCUGCCCACCCCCUCCUUCCCUAUUUCCUGGAUUAAGAUGCUUCCCUUCUCCUUGCGUUGGCUCCCAAAUGGCCUGCAGAAGGCUUGAGUUUCUGGGCCUCUGGUGGCCCUUGUUUGGGUGGGACAAGGUGGUGAUGCCUUGGCUCUUGCUGGAGGAAGAAGAGGAGGAGGAGGAGGAGGAGGAGGAGGAGGGCGAGUCCACUUCUGCUUUCGUUUCUGGUCCAGAGAAGCAGGCUGACCCACUGGCCCUCCACCCUUGGCUGGCAGGAUGGGGAACACCAUGCAAGUGGCACCUUCAAGGUCUCUUUGCAAGAAGGAAACGGAAGAGCUCCGACCUCCUUGGCAUCUCCUCCUGGACUGGAAUGAGCGACAACGUGGUGGAAGGAGUCCUUGCUGAAGCUGCCGGUCUUGCCAGGCCGCCCAGGCUGGUGUGGCCGCUCAGCCCACGCCCUCCUUGCCCCGAGAGGCCCUCUGCGACUGGCACACACCACACGGAACACGCACCUGGCACCUGGAGCACUUUGGGGCCCUCGGCCUCGGCCGCUGACCGGAGAAUCCGCAUGAUGUAUCCGGUGGGAGUUUGUUAUUUAUUGAAUGCAGGUGUCCGGGGAGGAGGAGGAGAAGCAGCUCAAUAAAUGUAGGAUUGGAACA
This is a messenger RNA of Anolis sagrei ordinatus, 4940 nucleotides long. The record is from RefSeq and is a predicted model, not a curated record. Lineage: Eukaryota; Metazoa; Chordata; Lepidosauria; Squamata; Anolidae.